AUGAGCUAGUUCGCAUACAAUCCAAACUAGCAAUCAGAGGUUUUAUUAAUGCCUAAACCUUCAAAUAGUGGAGGGUUUGAUAUUACUGCCUAAACAAACAAUAUUCAACAAAGAUCUUUUUAAGAAAAUCUUUAGUUCUUUGCUGUUUUCAUGGUUGAAUUUUUACUUGAUUGCUUUGUAGUGUUUCCUCUCUACCUUUUUAAAAUGCUUUUUGAAAGUUUUAGAGUUAUUAAAUAAAAAUAUGAUGAAGACUAGCAGAAGGAUUACAAAAAAUAUUUGAAAUUAGCUGGCUCUUACUUUUUGGAUAUUGUUUUACCAUUGAGUGUUGUAGGUAUUACUUUUAAAACAGUUCAGGGAAAGCUCUCUGGUACUGAAGAUGUUUAUUACAUUUGGUGCGAAAAUUGCUUUGUCUUUUUCUUAUCUUUUAUCUUGCUUAUUUCCUAUCUGUACAACAUAAACUAGAAAGAUAAACCUAAAUUCACAUGUUCUUUUAAGUAUUUGAUGAGAUAGGAGCAUUUAGAAACUCUAGGUUUAGGUGUUAUUCACAAUCAAUAGCUUAAAUAGUUAAAGUCGGCUGGGUAGUUUUAGAGAGGUACUUAAAAACACAUGACUCUUUCUCAGCAUUCAUUUAGUUAAGAUUAAAUGGAAUUUAACGACAGAGUUGCUAAAUUAGCUAAGGAGUUAAAUAUUGACUUAUCUCUCUUCUUCUUUGAUUUACUUGAUAAUAAGCUAAGUAAGAGCACAACAUAAAAAAUUAGUAAAGAUGAGAUAGAGGCUCUUAAAAUACUCAAGAACUCUGGUAUUUAAGCCAAAUUAAGUGCAAGAGAUAAGAUUCUUUGGCCUAUCUAUGAAAAGAGUAUUGAUAAUAUCCAAUAGGAAUCUGCUCCAUUCUUAGUAUUUGCAAUUAUCAUUUGCUUGAAAGUUAUCAUUCCCCUCUGGUACUUGAUUGGAAAAAGCAAACUUCAUAUUGAUUUAAUGAGCAUUUUAAACAUUUCUGGUUUUUACAUAUACAUGAUUAGUAUUUUGUAUACAACUAUGAACAAUCAAGAUCUUAAGCGUCGUAACUUUAUUAUCGACAUGGGUAUCAAUAAGUUAUGCGAUUUCAAGUACGUAGAAGAUUUUACAGAAAAGCUCGAUGUAACUUGUCCACUCAGUCUUGAAACAUGGGACAACUCUCGUCGUAUAUUUUGCUAAAUUGACCAAGAAAGCACUACAAAAUUCGAGUUAAGUUACAUUUUCUUAGGGUUUUACUACAUUUUUAUUGGUCUUAUUUGUGUGUCAAUUUAUGGUGAAAUCUACAUCAUCAUUAGUCCUAAUUCAGUCUAUUUACAUCCUCUGAUGGUUAUUCACACUACUGCUGAUUUUAUGAUGGUUACAAUCUUUUUCUUCAUUCGUAUCUGGUACAGCUCAGAAUUCAAUGAGAAUUUCUAAAUUCAAAUAGAAUUAAUUAAUGAAUUGAUUGGUGUUUACGACGAUCUUAUACAAAUGUACGAUACUUAUUUCUCUGAGCAAUUCUAAUAAAAAGUUUCAAAUCCUCUUUACAAAAAAAUGGUAUAGUAAAUUAUUGAGAAGUCCCGUUUUUACACUUCAAGCGAUCAGCUGAAUCCAAAUGGAUAGAGAAAAGAGAGAAGAUUUAGAGGAAAAGUUUACACCUAACAAGAAGAUGCACAGCUCUAAAUUGAAAUGAUGAAAAUUAAUAGAGAGUCAUUAGAAAAAGUUAAAAAUUAGAUUAUAAGAGAUGAAAAGAUUUUCAAGCACAAGAUGUUUGGUAAAUUCGAUUUGUCCUUCAAGGAAACUGUUACAACUGUUUCUUUUGGUCUACUUACAGUUGCUCCUACUAUCUUUAAUAAAUUGCAACAAAUUUUCGAUCCUCAACCAGUUAACCCUCCUCCUCACAUUAUCUAAUCAGGAAUUUUCCAUAAACAUAAAUGA
Molecule: messenger RNA, 1932 nt
Organism: Tetrahymena thermophila SB210
Lineage: Eukaryota; Ciliophora; Oligohymenophorea; Hymenostomatida; Tetrahymenidae
Product: transmembrane protein, putative
Exons: 3
Source: RefSeq, a predicted model, not a curated record